GUCUUGGUCUACGUCAUGGCGUCAUCAUACGUACUAGUGUCGAAAACUUACGCAGGACGUGCAGCGGUUCAAAGAGGAAGGAAGAUGGCGGAUAACAAAGGCGAGGAGGAUAUGGAACCGUCUACUAAUUCGGACUCAGUGCCUUCAGCGCAAGAGAAUGAGCAGCCAGAGACGAAAGUCGACAAUGCGGUAAUAGUCAUAGAAGCGAAUACAAAGGGCGGCGAAGAAACAAUGCCCCCUGAUAACGCUAACGAGGCACCUACACCCACCAGCGACGGUGGAGACGUUAGCAGUGGCGGGGCUGCAGGAACGGGAGGGGAAGCCAACGGUAGCGCUAGCAACGCCGUCAGCCCGGCUACGACCAGCAGCACCACUGCAGAGCCAACGGCCGCCGAAACCCUGACCGCUGGGGAUGCUCCUGCUGGCGGACUCAGCACUGAAAUGUCUCCCCCUCCUACCGCUCCAGCGGCCACGCCGGUAUCCGCUCCCAUUAAUUAUUUGGAUACGUGCGCAGUGUGUAAACAAAGUCUUCAGAGCCGAGACUGUGAACCCAAACUUCUCCCUUGUCUGCACUCUUUUUGCCUAAAAUGUAUUCCGCAACCAGAUAGACAGAUAAGCGUACAGAUGCCUGGACCACACGGGCAAACUGACACACACAUAGUCAAUGUUAUGCGCUGUUCAGUGUGCCACCAGGACUACAAACAGAGUGAUAUUAUUGACAACUACUUUGUCAAAGAUACCACAGAGGCCACCAGUACAUCUGAUGAAAAGGCUGCACAGGUGUGCACAAGCUGUGAGGACAACGCAGGAACCAUAGGCUUUUGCGUGGAGUGCGGAGAAUGGCUGUGUAAGACUUGCGUGGAGGCCCACCAGAGGGUCAAAAUUACGAAGGACCAUAAGAUCCGCACCAAGGAGGAUGCUGACGCUGCCUCUGAGUCUGUUGGUACGUCAGGACAGAGGCCUGUUUUCUGUCCCAUCCACAAGCAGGAGCCACUGAAGCUUUUCUGUGAGACCUGCGACACUUUGACCUGUAGGGACUGCCAGCUGCUGGAGCACAAGGAGCACAGGUACCAAUUCCUGGAGGAAGCUUUCCAGAACCAGAAAGGCAUCAUUGAGAGCAGCAUGGCCAAACUACAGGAAAAGAAGAACUACGUCCAUUACUCAGUCUCUCAGGUCCAAAGCAGGUUAAAAGAGCUGAAUGAGACGCAUCGGAAGGUGGAGCAUGAGAUCAAAAUUGCAGUAUUUACUCUUAUUAAUGAGAUCAACAAGAAGGGCAAGUCUUUGCUGCAGCAGUUGGAGAGUGUGGCCAAAGAGCGCAGUAUGAGGCUUGUGUCUCAGCAUAAGGAUACCACCCAGCUGGCCCAGCAGAUCCACCAUGUGCUCAACUUCUGCCACUGGGCCAUCACUACUGGCAGCAGCACAGCACUGCUCUACAGCAAGAGGCUGAUCCUGUUCCAGCUCCGCCAGCUCUUCAAGGCUAGAUUGGAGCCAGCGCCCCAGGCCAACGGAGUUGUGCGUUUCUUCUGUGACCCCACCUUCUGGGCCAAAAAUGUGGUGAAUCUAGGUAAUUUGGUAAUUGAGAAGCCACCUCCACCUGCACAGCCGCCCGGUGUGAUGGUAGGAGGACCACCCAUUUCUCCAGGCCAAACUCACCACGGGAAACACCCAGGACAGAUCAACCUGGCUCAGCUCCGGCUGCAGCACAUGCAGCAGGCAGCCUACGCACAACAAAAGCAGCAGCAGCAACAACAGCAGCAGCACCAGCAGCAGAUCCAGCAACAGAUGCGCAUCGCCUCCCAGAUGUCCCAGCAGCACGCCAGACAGGCCGGCCCACCCAUGGCUCAGCAGCAGCCUCCAAGGCUCAUCAGUAUGCAGCAGCUACCGAGAGGGCCUGGGGGUAUGAAUGGUGGGCCAGGUCCCCCGAUGUACCCUUCCUCCCACCAUAUGCGUCUUGCGGGUCCGCCGCAGGCCCGAAUGCCCACGGCUCAGCCGAGACAUAACGGACAGCAGUAUCCCGCCAUGAUGCAGCCUCAGCUACAGAGACAGAUGUCUAUUGAAUCUGAGAUGAGCCACCAAAGGUUUCGUUUCUUACUACAAUCAGGGCAUUCCAACCCAGGGCAUGCAGGCCCUUUCCCGGUGGCAUCCCUCCAUAAUGCAAACCCCACAAGUCCCACCAGUGCCAGUAUGGCCGGGGCCCACGCUCAUCGCGGCCCUGCCAGCCCCAUCAUAGGCCCCAUCGAGCUCAUCCCCUCUGUCACCAAUCCUGAGAACCUGCCCUGCCUACCUGAGAUCCCGCCCAUUCAGCUGGAGGAUGCAGGUUCCAGCAACCUUGGACACCUCCUGUCCCGCUACAUCUCAGCUAGCACGCAGCAUCACCUCGGGUCAGUGGACAUCAAUGCCUCACCUGGACUGUCCACACACUCUCCUGGAUCUUCAGGUCUGUCGAAUGCCCAUACGCCAGCACGACCUUCUAGCACGUCCAGCACAGGCAGCAGAGGCAGCUGUAGCUCUGCAGGGAGGGCGGGACCAGGAAGUAGUACUGCGGUGGAGCAGGUGAGGGUGAAGCAGGAACCUGGUACAGAUGACAGCUAUAGCUGUCCAGCUUCUUCUCUGAAGACUGAGCGGGGCGCAGAUGCUGGAAGGAGUGCCUGCAUGAUGAGCAGUCCAGAGAACAGCCCCCUUCCUGUGAUGGGAGUCGUAUCUGCUGGCCAAGAUGCUCUCAAGGCUUUAGGGGAGCGCAUCAAAACAGAACCCCAAUCUGAGACGCCUUGUUCUGGACUAAAUGGCUCCAGUGCAGCCACUUCCUCUUCCACUACGACCUCCACUACCUCGUUAUCAUCUGCCAACAGCAGCACGGCAGGCGCUCCGCUCACUAAUGGAAACUUAGGCAAGGGGGCAGAGACCAAAGAGGGCAGGGCUUCAGAUGGAACAGGCAAUUCUCUUGGGAAAGAAGACGACCCUAAUGAAGACUGGUGUGCUGUUUGUAUCAACGGUGGGGACCUGCUGUGCUGUGACCACUGCCCCAAAGUGUUCCACAUGAAAUGCCAUGUACCCACCAUAAGAAUCUUCCCAACGGGGGACUUUCUCUGCACGUUUUGCCGGAGUCUAACCACCCCAGAAAUAGAGUACUGUGACGACAGCAAGAAAUUCAAAGGAGUGCAGGGCCUGAGUCCUGAGGACCAAAGGAAAUGUGAACGCCUCCUGCUGCACAUUUUCUGUCAUGAGCUCAGCGUGGGCUUCAGGGAACCUGUUCCUAGCUCUGUGCCGAACUACUACAAGAUCAUCAAGCAGCCGAUGGAUCUGAAGAAGGUGAAGAAGAGGCUGCAGUUACGAAGCUCCCAGUACUACCAGUCUGUCCAGGAGUUUGUGUCUGAUAUGCGCCUGGUCUUCAAAAACUGUGCAGAGUACAAUGAGAUGUCUCGAAUAAUCCAGGUUUAUGAUGAGGACAAACAGAUUAAUACGCAGGUGGGAUCAGAGAUGGAGAUAUCUGGCAAGGCAGUGAGCCUGUACUUUGAGGAGAAGUUGCAGGAGAUUUUCCCAGGGCAGAGCUUCCCUGAUACACCUGAAACCGAGAGCAUGGACGCAAAGUUAAAGGAGGACGAAGACACAGAUGACUCUGGGGAGGACUUCAUACAGCCCAGACGCAAACGGUUAAAAACGGAUGACAAAGUGGUCCACAUCAAGUGAGAACCAACCGCAAAAGAAAUGAGAGAAGUGGAAAACUGUCUUCCUCACUUCCCACACUUCUCCUUUGUUUGAGGCAGCAAACAAAAAGGACGAGAUUCGCUGUAUAAACUGCUUGGUUUAUCUCAUCCUUGCCUUUGAAAGAAUUACUGUCAAGUACAUUAGACGUCUGCCUUUAUCAGAACUCUUGACAACAGAAACAUAGAAGAGCUGCAUUUCCUCCUUAUUUCAUGGACACUCAAAAACUCGCCUGUACAGAUUUUGAAGUAGGACUUGUUUUGCAGUAGUUAAGUUAAAGAUCGUCUUUUCUUUUCUAUCAUCCAUUUUCAUUUGUAGAUUUGUUGUGACGGUUGCUUUAUAAAACAUUUGAAUCCCAUGUCCUCAGUUCUUAAUGUAUUAUAUCUAUACUUUGACAUGAAACCUACCAAGUAUUUGUAUGACUUUGUGGAAGCGUUGUGUAAAUAAGAGAAUCUAGCCCACUGAAGGUAUUCCUACAGUAUAGAUGUUUGGGUGCGUCAUCAAUAAAACCUGUUCUUGAAAUAUAUUAAAGAAAAUGUGUGGUGUGGAGUAGGUUUAUGGUUGCCGGAGAGCUCUUAAAGGAGCUGUUUGACCAAAUUAGAUAAGCAACAAUAAAACAUCCCCACAUACCCCUGUGCUGUGGUGUCUGGCCAUGGAGAUAUUUUUUAUUUAAUGUUUCCAGGUUUCAAGAUGCCUGUUUUCAAAAUGUCUGCCUUCACCGCAAUGCAAAUGGAGGUGGAUGGUAUUUCAGUCGUCAUGCUUGAAAAUUUUCAGCUACAUCUGUCUGCGAACAUAGUGCCCCCUUUAUUUUGAAUAGUCGACAGACCUCACUGUCAGCAGCCCAGGAGAGAAAUUGGAGAUAUUACUGGCAAGGCAAGUUACUUUGUAUGGCACAUUCAUGCACAAAUGCAAUUUGGAACAAUUUACAGAGUGCGUUACAAACAACAACAUCCUGGAAGAUCUCCCAGAUCUGGAUCAGGGCAACAGUGAGCUCCUGGUCAGUCUGUGGCAGUACUUAGCAGUGUCGGAUGUAUCGAUACAUAACAUCCCAAAGGUGCUCAGUUGGACCUUGGUCAGGGGAAUGAGAGGGCCAAUCAAUGGCAUCAAUGCCAUCAUCAUCCAGAAACUGCCUACUGACUCUGGCCACAUGAGGCCAGGCACUGUCCUGCACCAGGACGAUCCCAGGGCCCACUGCACCAGCGCAACGUGUGACAAACAAUCUUCGGAUUUGGUACCCUGACAGCAGACAGGGUAUUAUUGGCUAUGACAUGAAGGUCUGUGUGACCCUCCAAGGAUAUGCCUCCCCAGACCAUCACUAACCCACCGCCAAACCAGUCAUGCUGGAUGAUGUUACAGGCAGCGUAACAUUCACCACGGCGUCUCCAGACUCUUUCAUGCCUGUUGCAUAUGCUCAGUGUGAACCUGCUCUCAUCUGUGAAGAGAACGGGGCACCAUUGGUGGACCUGCAAAUUCUGGUGUUCUCUGGUGAAUGCCAGUCGAGCUGCAUGGUGCUGGGCUAUGAGCACAGGUCCCACCAGGAGACGUCAAGCCCUCAUGCCACCCUCAUGGAGUCUGUUUCUGACAGUUUUGCCAGAAACAUGCACACCAGUAGCCUGCUGGAGGUCAUUUUGUAGGGCUCUGGAUUCUUGGAUUAUUAUUUGAUCAGAUUAUUUGAUCAGCGAGGGCCAAUAGUUCAGGCUGAUGAGAUGCAGAUAUCUGAGCCUAGACUUCAUGUUCUGGAUGACGGUCAUUUCGGCUGAUUUCUAUAAACACAUAUCUACAUAUGAAUGCAGAUAUAUUUUAAAUAAAAAGCAAAUUUAAAACUAACGCAUCUCAUUUGAUAAGUAGUGGAUUCCGCUUCUCCACACGGCUGUUUGCCGUCAUUCAAACGUGAUUGGUCAACACUACUUGGACUACAAACAGAAACCAGAACACAUGAUGACAUUGUGACAAAAUCAUACAUUUGCAGAGCAGCAUUU
Molecule: messenger RNA, 5681 nt
Organism: Epinephelus moara (kelp grouper)
Lineage: Eukaryota; Metazoa; Chordata; Actinopteri; Perciformes; Serranidae
Gene: trim33
Product: tripartite motif containing 33
Exons: 21
Coding region: 16-3687 (1223 amino acids)
Molecular function (GO): zinc ion binding; protein binding
Source: RefSeq, a predicted model, not a curated record